GAUAGAGAGCGUCCUCGACUGAACUCCACAUGCAAAGCUACAAAAAGGAGCUCCGACAUUCAAACACGGCACAAACGAGCCAGGAAAUGUAGCAGCCGAGCAGUGACACUCUGUCCCAGUUCAAACGGUCGACACAUUCACCACCUUAUAUCAUUAAAUCCACUUAAUAAACUGUCUUCACUGGGACGCUUUUCGCUUUGAUCUCCGGUUUAUUUCCUGGACAGAACUCAUGAGAUCAUUUUAAAGGUGGAGCUGUUCUACAACCAAAAGCUGAAUCUGACCUAAAUUUGAAAAGGAAAACUUGGGUGACUUGACAGCUUUAUUCCGAGAAUGUUUGAAGAGGGAUCUCAAGAAAUGAGAGAGCAGAGUGCUGGGGUGCUGCCAGCUGUGGAGGCUGCGGGCACAGGAAUGUUAGGAUCAGAUGUGGCAACCCACAGCAACACAAUGUCUUUCACAGAGGAGGCUGUCUCCAUCCUUACAUCGAGCAGUCUGCUGGCUCGCUCGCUGUUAGGCCGCACAUCAGCACUGAAACGUAAAGACGUGUCUCCGAGUGGUGGCACACUGAGGCGCAAGCGUGAGUUCAUCCCACAAGAGAAGAAAGAUGAAGGGUACUGGGACAAGCGCAAGAAAAACAACGAAGCAGCCAAGCGCUCGCGGGAGAAGCGACGCGUCAACGACAUGGUGCUGGAGAACCGUGUGCUCGGGCUGCUUGAGGAGAACGCCAGGCUCAGAGCAGAACUGCUUGCACUGAAAUAUCGCUUCGGGUUGGUUAAGGAACCCUCGAAUGCCUCCAUCCUUCCGCUUACCACAACAGCACCAUGCAUUCCUCAACCUGCCAGCACACAUUAUUACGUACUCCGUGAAGAUGGGCUUCACCCCAGCACUGCUUUGGUACCUCAUCCAAAUUCCACGCAGGCUGUAUUCCAUGUAGGACGGAGUAUCAGGGAGAAUGGCAGCAUGUCAGAGGACUCAGGUUUCUCAACUCCUGGAGGUUCCAGUGUUGGAAGUCCUGUGUUUUUUGAAGACAGGCUCAGUGAUCAUGGCAAAUUGUCUCCAAACAGAUCUGAUGAGUUAAGCUGUGAAUAUCACCACUCUCCUGCUCCUGACCUUCUUGUGGCACAGGUCUCAACAGGACACACCUCCACAGCCUCUGGAAAUGGGGAUUCGGUGGAAGGGUUAAAGAGUCUCCCUCACAAAUUACGCUUCAAGUGUCCAGGGAGCAGUGACAGUGAGAACUCCAGUGAAAGACGCAGUCCUGUUCAGCACACAGGAGGACAGGAAAAAAACAGGAAUCAUUUCCCAUCUGGCAUGGGUGAAGGGGCUCGGCUCUGGCCACAACAUGAAGGAGAUGAAUCUCGAAAAAUUCUUGCUCAUCAUCAUGGUGGCCUGAUGGGCAGUUGCAGCAGUGGCCAGCUGCAUGGGAACCACGGCGAGGCAUAUUACCAUGCCGAGAACAGCAUGCUCAAAUCUCAGCUUAGCUCCCUUGGCGAGGAAGUGGCACAACUCAAAAGGCUCUUCUCUGAGCAGCUUUCCAAAAUGAACUAAAGAUCCUAGUUUUCCAUAACAGACUGAAUACAGGGAGCUUGGUCUUUUUAAGCCAGACUUAGCCAUAAAUUAUAAAACAUAAAUUCAGAAGAGUGUUGAAACUGAAUUUUAAGGCCCUGUCUUGACUCUAGUGGUAGCCAGUAGCCUUGUAGACUGUCAUUUACCUUCUUUAACUACAUAGUUUUAUGACAGGAAGAGAGAAUAAAAGUAGGCAGGGAUUGUGCAAGAUGGAGACACAGUACGGAUGUCCGAGUACACAGUGUGCUGGAUCCCCUCACAUAAGGACAAUAACAUUUCUUUCUUUACCAGCAGGUUUUUACCUAUGACACUUCAGUCACCCUACAAAAAUAGACAUUACUGCUAGACUCCAGUGGGUCACUAAACCAAAGUGUAUCAUUUAUAUUCAACGCAACAUUUCCAUAUUCAUUGUUAAAUCAGCUAUUAUGUCAUGAUCUAUGAAUUUAAAAAUGCAUUGGAAAUUAAUUUGGUGCUGGUUCAAUUAUGUUUUUAUUUAAUUAUAUAAAUUAUACUUAGUGGGAUAGUGGUUAGCACUGUGGCUUCGCACCUCCAGGGUCUAGGGUUUGAUUCCAGCCUCGGGUCUGUGUGAGUGGAGUUUGCAUGUUCUCCCAUGGCUUGGAGGGUUUCCUACAGUCCAAAGAAGUGCAGGUUAGGCUCAUGAGUAUUUCCAAAUUUGCAUAGUGUGUAAACGAGUCUGUGUGCAUGUGUGCCCUGUGAUGGAUUGGCAUCCUGCCCAGGGUGUUCCCCACCUUGUGUCCUGAGUCCCCUGAGAUAGGCUUCAGGCUUCCUAUGACCCUGUACAGAAUAACCGGUACAGGGAAUGAGUGUGUGAAAGAGAUAAGAGAAUUAUAUUUGCGUAUAAUAAUAAUAAUAAUAAUAAUAAUAAUAAAAUAUUUAUAUAGUCCCUUUAAUUUCAUGAUUUGUCACGAUUCAAGUCAAUUUUAUUUUAUUUAUAUAGCGAUUUUAACAAUGAUCAUUGUCAUAAAACAGCUUUACAGAAUCAAAAACAUAAUUAGAGAAAUAAGUAUGAAAAUGUGUGAGGAAAUAUGUAUAAAUCAAAAUGAUCAGAUUGUCCCUGAUGAUCAACUUUUUUAGAUUUAAGUGUUCAAAUGCACAGUAUCAUAGUAUCAUAUCCAUAUGUCACAUACAUGCCUUUUCCUGCCUUUCUCCUUUAUACUACUCGUUACUGCCAUCUGGGAUUAGAAUUGUGUGUAUCUAGUAACUUAACUCUAUAAUGUGUAUAAUGGUGGUAAAAAUCUGUGUUGCCUAGUGUAUUUAUGUGUGUGUAUAUUUGUUUUCAUAUGUGAAUAAAUAUUUGAUGACA
This is a messenger RNA of Clarias gariepinus (North African catfish), 2887 nucleotides long. It is a transcript of the gene nfil3-6, whose product is annotated as nuclear factor, interleukin 3 regulated, member 6. NCBI's taxonomy places the organism in Eukaryota, Metazoa, Chordata, Actinopteri, Siluriformes, Clariidae. The record is from RefSeq and is a predicted model, not a curated record. Gene Ontology annotation, cellular component: nucleus. Bases 331 to 1545 code for a protein of 404 amino acids. Gene Ontology annotation, molecular function: DNA-binding transcription factor activity; DNA binding. Gene Ontology annotation, biological process: regulation of DNA-templated transcription; circadian rhythm. The transcript is spliced from 2 exons.